UGGCACGUGUUUCAGUAUUCAGCCUACUUCUAUUUACACCUAUAUUGCUGUAUACAGUGACAAUCCGUGCUUCCCAGUAAACAGACUAAGACCAUGGAUGAAUUGUCUCAGCUGAAGAUUGGGUUCGUUGGAGCAGGAAACAUGGCUUAUGGAAUAGCACAGGGCAUCCUGAAACCUGGUGAUGUUUUUCCAUCUAAUGUGAUUGUAAGCGCCCCGUCCAAAAACAACUUUUCUCGCUUCCAGGCAAUGGGAGUUGCAGUCACACACUCAAAUGAGGAAGUUAUUCAUAAUUCUCGUCUGGUCUUCCUGGCAGUCAAACCCCACCUGAUCCCUACUGUCCUAAGCGCACUCUCGGAGCAUGUCACCCAACAACAUAUUAUUGUCUCGGUGGCAGCUGGAGUCACCCUAGCAACACUUGAGAGGUUGUUGCCUGGAGGAUCCUGUGUGAUGCGCCUGAUGCCGAAUCUUCCAUGCAAGCUUCAGGAAGGAGCUCUGCUUCUAGCAUGUGGAACAGGAGUCAAGCAGGAGGUGGCUUCUGUAUUGAAGGGUCUCCUCUCACCUUGUGGACUAGUGGAGGUUGGACCCGAGUCCUGGAUUGAUGCCCACACAGGCCUAAGUGGCAGUGGUGUGGCUUUUGUGUAUGUGUUUGCUGAGGCCCUGGCUGAAGGAGCUGUUAAAAUGGGAAUGCCAAGUGUACUGGCUCAGCGUUUUGCAGCCCAGACUAUACUCGGUGCAGGUCAUUUGUUGCGAGAUGGUGAGAAGCAUCCAGCACAGUUAAAGGCGGAAGUGUGUACUCCAGGCGGGACCACAGUGUACGGACUUCAUGCACUGGAAAAAGGAGGGUUCAGGGCAGCCGUCAUGGGGGCCGUGGAGGCAGCCACAGAAAGAGCAAGAGAACUCGGGUGCAGUUGAAGGAGGAGCAAGACAGUCUGUGAGAAAUAGAGAGAGUGAUGGCAAGACUGGACAAUGAGCCAUUAGUUACAAUGUAAUGUAGAGUUAAGGAUGUGUAGAAGAUGAGAAAGCAGCACUAAAAAAUCUUAAAUGUACAUAAAUUCAUUAAAUUAAGUCAUACAUUUAAUCACAAACCAAAUAUUUUGUAUCACUGUCUGUUAUCUAUUAAAUAGAAUCCGGUUUAUUGUAA
This is a messenger RNA of Neoarius graeffei (lesser salmon catfish), 1141 nucleotides long. RefSeq names its product pyrroline-5-carboxylate reductase 3 (gene pycr3). Gene Ontology annotation, biological process: L-proline biosynthetic process. The record is from RefSeq and is a predicted model, not a curated record. NCBI's taxonomy places the organism in Eukaryota, Metazoa, Chordata, Actinopteri, Siluriformes, Ariidae. The coding region runs from base 94 to 912 and encodes 272 amino acids. The transcript is spliced from 7 exons. Gene Ontology annotation, molecular function: pyrroline-5-carboxylate reductase activity.